AAGCCAAGGCCAAAGGAGCUCGGACAAGAUGGCGGCGACCAAGAGGAAGCGGCGUGGAGGCUUGGCCGUUCAGGCGAAAAAACCAAAAAGGAACGAAAAAGAUGCCAAGCAGCCAGCGAAGCUGCGCGACGUGGCAGAAGAGGUGGAGGAAGAGGAGAGAAAUCGUAUCCCAGGCCCCGUUUGCAAGGGCAAGUGGAAAAACAAGGAACGGAUUCUUAUCUUUUCUUCCAGAGGAAUAAAUUUCAGAACAAGACAUUUAAUGCAAGACUUGAGGAUGUUGAUGCCUCAUUCUAAAGCAGAUACAAAAAUGGAUCGCAAAGACAAGCUCUUUGUCAUUAAUGAGGUUUGUGAAAUGAAAAACUGCAAUAAAUGUAUCUAUUUUGAAGCUAAGAAAAAACAGGAUCUCUAUAUGUGGCUUUCAAAUUCACCUCACGGACCAUCUGCUAAAUUCCUUGUUCAAAAUAUUCAUACCCUAGCUGAGCUAAAGAUGACUGGAAACUGUUUGAAAGGUUCCCGGCCCCUUUUGUCUUUUGACCCUGCUUUUGAUGAAUUACCACAUUAUGCUUUGUUAAAAGAACUCUUAAUUCAGAUCUUCAGUACACCACGGUAUCAUCCCAAAAGCCAGCCGUUUGUGGACCAUGUGUUUACUUUUACCAUUUUGGAUAAUAGGAUAUGGUUUCGGAACUUUCAGAUCAUAGAAGAAGAUGCUGCUCUUGUAGAAAUAGGACCUCGUUUCGUCUUAAAUCUGAUAAAGAUUUUCCAGGGAAGUUUUGGAGGACCCACUUUAUAUGAAAAUCCUCACUACCAGUCCCCAAACAUGCAUCGGCGUGUCAUAAGAUCCAUCACAGCUGCAAAAUACAAAGAGAAACAACAGGUGAAAGAAGCACAGAAAAUGAAAAAGAAAGAACCAAAGACUAUUCUUCCACAUGAUCCCACUGCAGAUGUGUUUGUUAUACCAGCUGAGGAAAAGCCAGUAGAAAUACAGUGGGUAAAACCAGAGCCGAAAGUCGAUUUGAAAGCAAGAAAGAAACGGAUUUACAAAAGGCAAAGAAAAUUGAAACAGAAGAUGAAAAGUGGGAAUGCAAAAUGAAUCAGUGGAUGACUAAUUUUCAGUAAUUUUGUAUUUAUUUUCUAUUCAAUGUGUAAAUACUUUUAUUAUCACUGACUACCUUAUACAUUAGUGUGGCAUUUAAGACAGUAAAAUCAAAUUAAAAUUUAUGGCUUCAGAGAUGUGUAUGCUAUUUCUAAAUAUCCCCAGAACUCAUUGGUUAAUUUCUGUUUUUCUUUUCAAAGCUUGUUUGGUAUUACUAAAAGUUUAGCACACUUAAAAUUUAGGCAUGCUUUCUUGGAUUAAAAUUUAGGAAUUAGCAAAGCUGAAAUUGGAACAGAUUUUUGGUCAUUAUUACUUGUAAAACAAUGCAUUAGGCACUUUGAGAGGUUAGUCUCAGAUGGCAAGUGCAGGCAGACUGGCAGGAAGGAAAGUAUCUUACUGAAGUUGGAGUUACUGAGUCCCCAGUUAAUGAGGCCUUGGUAAAGCCAAUCUCUGAUCUUGUUUUCUCACCUUAAGAAAUUGAGUACAAUAAAAAUUCGUAGGUUUUGAGAGAA
Suricata suricatta (meerkat) is the source of this 1605-nucleotide messenger RNA. It is a transcript of the gene BRIX1, whose product is annotated as biogenesis of ribosomes BRX1. The transcript has 10 exons. The record is from RefSeq and is a predicted model, not a curated record. Lineage: Eukaryota; Metazoa; Chordata; Mammalia; Carnivora; Herpestidae. Gene Ontology annotation, biological process: rRNA processing; ribosomal large subunit assembly. Bases 29 to 1090 code for a protein of 353 amino acids. Gene Ontology annotation, molecular function: rRNA binding. Gene Ontology annotation, cellular component: nucleolus.